This is a messenger RNA of Coregonus sp. 'balchen', 36562 nucleotides long. NCBI's taxonomy places the organism in Eukaryota, Metazoa, Chordata, Actinopteri, Salmoniformes, Salmonidae. The record is from the annotation of a GenBank genome assembly.
GCUAGAUGGAGCGGAGGCAAGGCUGGGUCAGCCUGGGGCCACAGACCAGCUGAUGCGCCGUCAUCCGGUCUGAGCUGGAGUCAGAGGCAAAGGAGGGCCCAGCCAGCCAGGCUCUCACAGACACAUCCACUGAAUGUAGUGUAGCCUACUGUACAGUACAUCCCCUGUUCAGGAUGACAGAUGAAGCUUCACAAGAGGCAGACAUGUUGGUCUCUAGAGAAAGGGACUGUGAGACCACUGCUCAAGGAGCGCUGCUAACCAAAUGUGUUGUUAUUCAAUCACGCAGACCAGGAAUAGGCUAUCCCCUUGAAAACAUAGUGAUGGCUUAUUGACAGGAAUUGUAUACAGAAGGCUAUUCCUGUACUCGAGGCUCUUGACAGUAUGUUAGGGUUAUGUGUAUUGGACAUGAAGCAAAGUUACUAACUUAGAUGAAUGUAACAACACCAACAAUUUAUAAACUUUAUAAGCCUAACUCUCUCACUUUUCCCCCUCUGCAGCUUCCAGUCAAAGUGGGCCAACAGAACACUCACACCAAAGUCAGCACGGAGCACAACAAGGAAUGUCUGAUCAACAUCUCCAAGUACAAGUUCUCAUUGGUCAUCAGUGGCCUCACAAACAUACUGAAGAAUGUGAACAACAUGGUGAGUGUGUGUGUGUGCGCAAUGUCAGUUGAAGCCUAUAGAGCCGGGAACAGUGUUGGAGAAGUCUCAACCAUGUCUCCUGCUCCUCUUUCUCCCCUAGCGAAUAUUUGGGGAGGCUGCGGAGAAGAACCUCUAUCUCUCUCAGCUCAUCAUCCUGGACACACUGGAGAAGUGCCUUGCUGGGGUGAGGAUCCUUUUUUUCUCUUAGACGUUCCCCAUAAAAAUACAAAUAAGGAAAUUAUGGAUGCAUGUCGCUGUUAUAUCUCCGACUCUCUCUCUCUCUCUCUCUCUCUCUCUCUCUCUCUCUCUCUCUCUCUCUCUCUCUCUCUCUCUCUCUCUCUCUCUCUCUCUCUCUCUCUCUCUCUCUCUCUCUCUCUCUCUCUCUCUCUCUCUCUCUCUCUCUCUUCAUUCUCCUUUCCUCCCUCUGUGUCUUUCCUGGUUUGUUUCCUUGUCUCCCUGCAUGCUCUCCUAAUACAGCAUUAUGGUUUUUACAGAUCUCCAUUAGAUAUCAGCAUAACACAAUAGGAUGUGGUUGAGAUGUUUUGCCUCAGUGGGGACAGUGGCCUUUGUGCUGGACUGGAUCUGAGCCUUUCCCCUCCCCACACGUGAACUGUGUGUUUGAGUCCUGUCUCUUUCUCUCAGCCUUGGGGAAUUAUGUUAGUAGCCAGUAGUCUCCUGGUUCUUUUCCUUCCUCUCCCCUCCUUAGUAAAGAUGUGCUCACUGCUCACUGAAUAUUGCUUUUCCAGGUGCUUGCUCAUCUUGACUUUGCAUUCUCAGCCUCCAAUGGAAUUGCCCCAAGUUUCCGGAUGGAGGACAGCUGUUAGUAGGUUCUUCAAGUCCUCCUUGUUCUUGAAAUCUGAAUGCUUUUUGCUAACUAUUUUUGCCUUGUUGAUGUCCUCUUUCAGUAGCCCAUGUCCCUGGAAGUUAAUUUAAAAUCAUGACAUAUUACACCCUUACUAGUAAUCAGAAAAUCCUUCUAUUUUCAAUUAAAUAUUUCCCUUAAUGAUCCACCACUGUCCUCAAGUAGAGCCCUCUCUUUCCCCAUUCCCCCUACAGUGUCCAGGGGUAAUGACAGGUCCCAGGCCUGCAGUAGAGCUCUCUCUGUCCCCAGUCCCCCCACAGUGUUGUGGGGUAAUGACAGGUCCCAGGCCUGCAGUGCAGCAGGUCCAAACCCAGCAGGUAGAAUCAUUAGUCUGGAUAGCUCUGUCCAGAGCUGUUAUCUCAGCUAGAUUUACAGCAUUGUUUCAAGGCUGUGAGAGACAUCAGAAUGCACUGUAUCUAAAAUAUGUGAUGUAAAGUUGUAGCCUACCGAUUUGUGAUAUCUUACCUAUUGGUACGGAUGUUUUAGACCUAGUAUGUUUUAUAUCUUCAUGUAUGAGAGGGAAUUUGUGAUUUCAGGGAUGCCUGCCUUAUGACUGGAGCCUGACUGACCGUUCUCUCUGUGUGGGAGGGUUUUAAUCCUCAUCCCAAUCUAUCAGUGGUCUAUUCUCUCCUCUCUGGGUUAAUCGUGCAGUGAGGACACCGAUGAAAGGUUUUCUCAUGUUUGACCUCUAACCUUUCCUCUAAUCCCUCCCUUCCUGGUCUCUCUUCCCUUCCCUCAGCAACAGAAGGACUGUAUGCGUCUGGACGAGACCAUGCUGGUGAAACAGCUGCUGCCAGAGAUCUGUCACUUCAUCCACACGUACCGUGAGGGCCACCAGCAUGCCGCCGAGUUACGUAGCUCCGCCUCCGGGGUCCUCUUCUCCCUCAGCUGCAACAACUUCAAUGCCGUGUUCAGCCGCAUCUCCACCAGGUGACAUUAAUCAUAAACACCCAUAACUCUCCCCUCAGCCCAACCUGCUCUGAGAAGCGACAGGCCACAGUAGUAGACCUCAGGCUGAACAUAGAGGAUGGGUUACCGUUAAGUGUACACCAGUUCAGGCCUUUGGGCUUCAGUGAGAGCGAGGAGGAAAAGAGAAGCUGGAGCUAUUAUCUACCUAAGAUAGAUAGAGGAAAUAAAUAGAGGGAGAAAGUCUCUGUCAGCAGCCUUCAUAAAGAGUGUAUUUGUCUGAUGGAGUAAUGUUCCACUGUGAGACCAAGCCCCAGAAGGACCUGGACAUGCACAAGACAUGGAAGCAUACUCACAUGCGUGUGUGUGUGCGCGGGCGUGUGUGUGUCAGAGCUGAGUGGUUUGGAGUGGGGAGAAAACAUCUGCUGUUACCAUUAACCACUAGGGUAUAUGAAUUAUUUGUUGAAGCUCAGAAAGCACAUAUUUUGUCUUCCUUCUCCUUGCACUGGUGUACUACUUGGUUCUGAGGCAGAAGAGAAGAGUGCUGCUCCACUCGUGUAUCUAUCGUUUCUGUGAGUCGCAGUCUGCACUUGUUAACCCAGCUGUGCUGUGGUCUUAUUGGUCCAUGACUGGCAGGCCCAGACUGAUGAAGUGGCUGGUUAUUAAAUCAUGAGGAGUUGGUUAUGUGAUGUUAAGCUGGAGAGAGAGAGUUGACCUUAACCACUCCCCAGUGUCGCCUCUCUCGCUUUCUUUCUCUCCUCAGCUUUUACCUUGAAAGCAUUGCCCAUUCAUUCAAACUAGCCUAUUUGAUGUCAGUUCCACGCGAUGGCCAAUCACUAUCUUAUCCCUACUUUGCUACUUCACCCUUAUUAUUGGAAGUUCUAGUAGUCUAACCCUAACCCUUACUCACCAAACCACCUGAUUUUAAUUAUUCAAUUUCCCAUUGUUUGGGUUUUAACUAAAGUUAUUACCGGUAGUCAAAUGAGACCUAUGCUUACCAUUUGAUUAGUGUAUGUAGGAUGAUGCUCCAUUGCUACUUCUCUACAGUUUCGUAAUGAUGAUGUGAUUCUAUUGAAUGUGAAUAUUCGAGGAGAUUAAAAUAAUAAUCUUUAUUAAAUAUCCAUCUUUGCUGUGUUUCCCCUCAGGUUGCAGGAGCUCACCUUGUGUUCAGAGGACACAGUGGAUGUCCAUGACAUUGAGCUCAUACAGUACAUUAAUGUGGACUGUGCCAAGCUAAAGAAACUGCUCCAAGGUAUUUGCGUAUUCUUAUCAGUCACAUUGCUUUAUUUAGGACUACAGCCGUCACAUUUGUAGUUAUCCAUUUGAUAGAGCUAAAGAUGUUGUGCACCAUUGUUGAGGUUCAGCGUGGACUCACUAUUGGUUGUCAUCUUCUCCUGCAGAGACGGUGUUUAAAUUCAAAGCCCUCAAGAAGCCUGCCCAGCUAAGUGUCAUCAACAGCUUAGAGAAGGUGAGUCGCUCUCUCUGUCUCUGUCUGUCUCACACAUCUAUCUACAGACUCACUGUCUCCACCUAGUGGUCUCUCGUCCUCUCAUCUCCUGUAGCCCUGCUCCUCCUGCUCUAGUGCAGUGUCUGUUGACUUUCUGUGGAGCUGCUCAGGCAUCUGGAUACACUUCAGUGGAGUCAGGGCACUGGUGUUUACACUGACCGUCUGUGGCUCGCCAGAAGCCCCAGUCUUGAAGCUGGAGUGUGGCUCCACUGAGAGGAUGUGUAAACACCUUAACAGUUUUAUGAAGUUUUACAUGUAAACUGUUUUUAUCUCACCUAAUCAGAGCUUGACAUUAGUAUCAGGAUGGGAAACAUCGUUGCAAGUUGGUGUGUUGUUGAUAGUCUUCUUUGCGAGUUGAGGAUAGGUACAGUGCUUCCCAGGCAGGUGAUGUGACCCCCUUCUCUCCCCUCUCAGGCCUUCUGGAACUGGGUGGAGAACUACCCUGAUGAGUUCACCAUGCUAUACCAGAGGCCACAGACAGACAUGGCUGGUGAGAAUGCAGUUACAGUUAUAAUGUUCCACUCAGUGAUGAAUCAUAUGUCUAUGUGUUAUUGACUGUGUUGUUGCUUGGUUGUGUCUCUCCCAGACUGUGCAGAGAAGCUGUUUGACCUGGUGGACAGUUUUGCUGAGAGUGCCAAGAGGAAGGCAGCCGUGUGGCCCCUGCAGAUCAUCCUCCUCAUCCUCUGUCCUAACAUCACACAGGACAUCUCCAGAGAGACUGUAGAGGACACCAAGGUCAACAAGGUCAGACACAACACACACGCAGCACACACAGGGCGCACGGCGCACACACUAGGGUUCUAAUCAACCAUGUCUUACACUACUCAUGUCUCACAGUAGACUACGCUUCUCUCAUACAGUACUGUUACAGUACUCUUCUCUGUCCCUAACAGAAACUGUUCCUGGAGAACCUGCGGAAGGCCCUGGCCGGCCACGGGGGCAGUAAACAGCUGACUGAGAGUGCUGCCAUCGCCUGUGUCAAACUUUGCAAGGCCUCCACCUACAUCAACUGGGAGGACCACUCUGUCAUCUUCCUCCUGGUGCAGUCCAUCGUAGUGGACCUCAAGGUGAGUAUCAGCCACAGAUGGUCCUCUGAUCAUCAGUGUUAUGGGACAGUAUUAUAAACGUAGUAUCCAGUAUUAGUCACCAGUGGUAACCAAUUAUAAACGUAGUAUCCAGUGUUAGUCACCAGUGGUAACCAAUUAUAAACGUAGUAUCCAGUAUUAGUCACCAGUGGUAACCAAUUAUAAAUGUAGUAUCCAGUAUUAGUCACCAGUGGUAACCAAUUAUAAACGUAGUAUCCAGUAUUAGUCACCAGUGGUAACCAAUUAUAAACGUAGUAUCCAGUAUUAGUCACCAGUGGUAACCAAUUAUAAACGUAGUAUCCAGUAUUAGUCACCAGUGGUAACCAAUUAUAAACGUAGUAUCCAGUAUUAGUCACCAGUGGUAACCAAUUAUAAACGUAGUAUCCAGUAUUAGUCACCAGUGGUAACCAAGUAUAAACGUAGUAUCCAGUAUUAGUCACCAGUGGUACCAUUAAACGUAGUAUCCAGUAUUAGUCACCAGUGGUAACCAAUUAUAACGUAGUAUCCAGUAUUAGUCACCAGUGGUAACCAAUUAUAAACGUAGUAUCCAGUAUUAGUCACCAGUGGUAACCAAUUAUAAACGUAGUAUCCAGUAUUAGUCACCAGUGGUAACCAAUUAUAAACGUAGUAUCCAGUAUUAGUCACCAGUGGUAACCAAUUAUAAACGUAGUAUCCAGUAUUAGUCACCAGUGGUAACCAAUUAUAAACGUAGUAUCCAGUAUUAGUCACCAGUGGUAACCAAUUAUAAACGUAGUAUCCAGUAUUAGUCACCAGUGGUAACCAAUUAUAAACGUAGUAUCCAGUAUUAGUCACCAGUGGUAACCAAUUAUAAACGUAGUAUCCAGUAUUAGUCACCAGUGGUAACCAAUUAUAAACGUAGUAUCCAGUAUUAGUCACCAGUGGUAACCAAUUAUAAACGUAGUAUCCAGUAUUAGUCACCAGUGGUAACCAAUUAUAAACGUAGUAUCCAGUAUUAGUCACCAGUGGUAACCAAUUAUAAACGUAGUAUCCAGUAUUAGUCACCAGUGGUAACCAAUUAUAAACGUAGUAUCCAGUAUUAGUCACCAGUGGUAACCAAUUAUAAACGUAGUAUCCAGUAUUAGUCACCAGUGGUAACCAGUCACAGCUGAUGCUAUGGACCUUGUUUCUCCCUUUUCCUGUCAGGCCCUGCUCUUCAACCCAGCCAAGCCUUUCUCCAGAGGGGCGGGAAGCCAGAACGCAGACGUGGACCUCAUGAUCGACUGCUUUGUCUCCUGUUUCCGCAUCAAUCCCCACAACAACCAACACUUUAAGGUAUUUAUUUGUAUUCAUUAAGGAUCCCCAUUAGCUGCUGCCAAGGCAGCAGCUACUCUUCCUGGGGUCCAGCAACAUUAAGGCAGUUAUAUACAGUUUAAAAUAUUACAUGACAUUAUAUUUCAUAACACUUUACCCAAUAUAUUUAGUGUGGUCCCUCAGACCACUACUCCACUAUCACAUAUUUACAAUACAACAUCCACGUGUACGUGUGUGUAGAGUGUGUGUCUUUUCAUGUGUCUGUGCCACUCUGUUCCAUAAGGUGUAUUUUUUUUUUUCUGCUUGCUUCAGUUACCUGAUGUGGAAUAGAGUUCCAUGUAGUCAUGGCUCUAUGUAGUAUUGUGCGCCUCCCAUAGUCUGUUCUGGACUUGGGGAUUGUGAAGAGACCUUUGGUGGCAUGUUUUGUGGUGUAUGCAUUGGUGUCUGAGCUGUGUGCUAGUAGUUUAAACAGACACCUCGUGCAUUCAGCAUGUCAACACUUCUUACAAAAACAAGUAGUGAUUUAGUCAAUCUCUCCUCCACAGCAAGGGGAGAUUGACACGCAUAAUAUUAAUGUUAUCUGUCCGUGUACAUUUAAGGGCCAGCCGUGCUGCCCUGUUCUGAGCCAAUUGUAAUUUUCCGAAGUCCCUCUUUGUGGCACCUGACCAAACGACUGAACAUUAGUCCAGGUGCGACAAAACUAGAGCCUGGAGGACCUGCCUUGUUGAUAAUGUUGUUAAAAAGACAGAGCAGCGCUUUAUUAUGGACAGACUUCUCCCCAUCUUAACUACUGUUGUAUCAACAUGUUUUGACCAUGACAGUUUAAAAUCCAGGGUUACUCCAAGCAAUUUAGUCACCUCAAUUUCCUCAUUAUUCACUAUGAUCGAUAAUGUCAAAAGCCGCACUGAAGUCUAAAAGAACAGCUUCCACAAUCUUUUUAUCAUACAUUUCUGUCAGCCAAUCAAUCAUCAGUCAUUUGUGUAAGUGCCGUGCUUGUUGAAUGUCCUUCCCAAAAGCGUGCUGAAAGUCUGUUGUCAAUUUGUUUACAGUAAAAUAGCAUUGUAUCUGGUCAAACACAAUUUUUUCCAAAUGUUUACUAAGGGUUGGUAACAGGCUAAUUGGUCGGCUAUUUGAGCCAGUAAAGGGGGCUUUACUAUUCUUGGGUAGCGGAAUUGCUUUUGCUUCCCUCCAGGCCUGAGGGCACACAUUUUUUAGUAGGCUUAGAUUGAAGAUAUGGCAAAUAGGAGUGGCAAUAUCAUCCGCUGUUAUCCUCAGUAAUUUUCCAUCCAAGUUGUCAGACCCCGGUGGCUUGUCAUUGUUGAUAGACAAUAAUACUUUUUUCACUUCUUCCACACGCACUUUACGGAAUUCAAAAUUACAAUGCGUGUCUUUCAUAAUUUGAUCAGUUAUACUUGGAUGUGUAGUGUCAGCGUUUGUUGCUGGCAUGUCAUGCCUAAAUUUGCUAAUCUUGCCAAUGAAAUAAUCAUUAAAGUAAUUGGUAAUAUCAGUGGGUUUUGUGAUGAAUGAGCAAUCUGAUUCAAUUAAUGAUGGAGUUGAAUUUUGGAGUAUAGUUUUGCAUAGAAAUGGUUAUGUUAAUACACAUGUGUUAACCACAUACUGGUGUGUUGAAGUAAGGACUGUGUGAUCUCUGGUUAACCUCUCUCUCUUUAUUUUUCUCCCCCAUUUCAGGUCUGCCUGGCGUCAUCCUCUCCUCCCACCUUUCACUUCGUCCUGGUCAACUCCCUAUACAGAAUCAUCACUAAUGUAAGUGUGUGUUGUCAUGGCCCAACAUAGGGUUAAGGGAUCAAUCAACACACCCAAUGCCAAUGUCCAUUGCCGCCAUCCAAAGUAAUAAAAGUGACCAAUGCUGUGUGCACAGUGCAUGUCUAGACUGACCAGUGGUAACCUUACCUGUGGUGACUGUGUAGAUGAUGUCACUACUGUACACACUGCGCUCUAUUACACAGCCGUUAGAUGGACUACCAUCUCACUCUGGAUGAGCCAUGCGGGGAGAGGAGGUGCUGCAGACACACGUGUGUGUGUGUGUGUGUGUGUUUCAAUAGGAAGUGCUUAAGGGCAGAUUUCAUACAGAGGCCCUUUUAUUAUCUCUCUAUGUGUCUGAGAGACUGUGUGUGUGUGUGAGGGAGUGAGUGUAUGACUGGUCUCUCUCUCGCCCCCCUCACUCAAAGCACUUCCUGUCUGAGCAGAAGUCAGAGGCUGCUUUUGUUCCUGUCUGUCUGUCUGUCUGUCUGUCUGUCUGUCUGGGUGUCUGGGUGGGUGGGUGGGUGGGUAACAGACAGAGUAGGAGAGGACAGCCGCCAUCCUUCUCCCCACCAGGCAAACUCUCCACCCUAACAAAUCCUACAGGGCUGAAUGCCCCAUGUCAUUAUCUGAAUGAGUAUAGACUGGGAUAAAUCAAAUCUUAUUUGCGGGUGUAGCGAAAUGCUUGUGCUUCUAGCUCCGACAGUGCAGUAAUAUCAAACAAGUAACAUCUAACAAUUUCACAACAUACCCAAUACACACAAAUCUAAGUAAGGAAUGGAAUUAAGAAUAUAUACAUAUAUGGACGAGCAAUGACAGAGCGGCAUGGUAGUUUGCCCCUGGUAAUGCGUUCGGCAGACCGCACCACCCUCUGGAGAGCCCUGCGGUUGCGGGCGGUGCAGUUGCCAUACCAGGCGGUGAUACAGCCCGACAGGAUGCUCUCAAUUAUGUAUCUGUAUAAGUUUGUGAGGGUUUUAGGUGCCAAGCCAAAUUUCAUCAGCCUCCUGAGGUUGAAGAGGCUCUGUUGUGCCUUCUUCACCACACUGUCUGCGUGGGUGGACCAUUUCAGUUUGUCAAUGAUGUGUACGCCAAGGAACUUCGCUAUUACUAUUUGUCAGUGAUGUGUACACCAAGGAACACCCACUAUUACUAUUCAACCUACAGGCCGGUGUAUUAUCCAAGUCUGUCUACAGGAUUAAGUUUCUGUUUCAAAUGUUUUAUAAUGAAGCCUAGUUAUCCAUGUACACAAUUGUACAGUUUGUUUACAGGAUUGAGUUUAACCCUCUGUCCAUUCCUCUGUUGCAGUCUCCAUUGGACUGGUGGCCUAAGAUUGACGCGGUGUACUGCUACUCAGGAGAGCUGAGGAUCAUGUUUUCUGAGACGCUGGGCCACGUGAUGAGGGGCUGCAGUACACACGCUCCCCUCCGCAUGACUCCGGUAAGACACACACUAUCCGUCUGUGGGCAGAUACACACAACAAAACACACACACACAACAAAACACACACUCUUGGAAACAAAAACAUACUCAACAAACCCAACAUGUUAUCGUGUGUGAGUCUGCAUUAUAGUUUUUUUUAUGAAUGGGCCAUGCUGAGAUUAGAUGUUAUUGAAUGUCAGACUGCAGUGUGUUGUUUGACUGCGGAGAGCAGGAGCUUCACAGCAGCUACAAAUAUAAACGUAUACAUACAAACAACAACUUACAGACGCACAGAAAUAACGACUACAUCUCCUCUGCCCAGACGCGUAUGCUCACACCCUCAUCCCUAGUGCCUGCAUUAUUGUUUGCCACAUGGCCUUAAAUUGUACCAAUUUGUUUUUCUCGGUCGACCUUGCUAUUUCAAUAUUUGAAUAAUAAAUCAUUAGAUUUUUCCAUUGUGUUAAUGAUGGCAGAUUUGAUUGAUUUCCACGUUUUUAGUAUACGUUUUUUCAAGAUGAGUGAUGAGAAGAGAAUCGUCCAGCCCAUUGGGUAUCUCACCACACGCUCAUUUGCCAUGUCAUGAAAUAUGCAGACAGACGGAUUAAAAGUAAGUUUACAUUGUAAUACUUCUGACAGCCAACUUUCUAGCUCCGUCCAUAACUUUUGGACUUCAUAGCAUUCCCUGAAAGCAUGUCAUUAUUAGUUUUACACUUAAGAUAUGACUCUGCUGUUGUGCUGUAGACAUUCUGAGUUUUGUCUCUUGUAUAAUACAUUCUAUACAUUUAGUUUAUACUGGAUUAAACAUACAUUUUCAUUAACUGUAAUUUCGUUGCUUAUGCUCCCAAUUUUCCCUCCAUCUUGUGCGCCAACAUCAGUUGGUUCCAAUCUUGGUUCCAAUAUUUUUUUUUUUCUAAGAGGUUGUCAGUUGGAUAUGCUCUCUGCAAGGUUUUUUAUAUCUUCCCUAUCAAUUGAACAGCAUUUUCUGACUCAAAUAAGAUUCCUUCAAGGUUGCUCAUGAUGUCGAAAAGAUUUCAAAUCGAAAUGUUUUGAUACACUACAUGACCAAAAGUAUGUGGGCACCUGCUUGUCGAACAUCUCAGUCUAAAAUCAUGGGCAUUAAUAUGGAGUUGGUCCCCACUUUGCUGCUAUAACAGCCUCCACUCACUAGAUGUUGGAACAUUGCUGCGGGGACUUGCUUCCAUUCAGACACAAGCAUUAGUGAGGUCGGGCACUGAUGUUGGGCGAUUUGGCCUGGCUUGCAGUCAGCAUUCCAAUUAAUCCCAAAGGUGUUCGAUGGGGUUGAGGUUAGUGCUCUGUGCAGGCCAGUCAAGUUCUUCCACACCGAUCUCGACAAACCAUUUCUCUAUGGACCUCACUUUGUGCACUGGGGCAUUGUCAUGCUGAAACAACUUUUGCCACAAAGUUGGAAGCACAGAAUUGUCUAGAAUGUCAUUGUAUGCUGUAGCGUUAAGAUUUCCCUUUACUGGAGUUUGUGUGGCCUACCACUUCGCAGCUGAGCCGUUGUUGCUCCUAGAUGUUUCCACUUCAUAAUAACAGCACUUACAGUUGACUGGGGCAGCUCUAGCAGGGCAGAAAUUUGACGAACUGAUUUGUUGGAAAGGUGGCAUCCUAUGACGGUUGAAAGUCACUGAGCUCUUCAGUACAGUCCAAUAUACUGCCAAUGUUUGUCUAUGGAGAUUGCAUGGCUGUGUUCUCGAUUUUAUACACCUGUCAGCAACGGGUGUGGCUGAAAUAGCCGAAUCCACUCAUUUGAAAGGGUGUCCACAUGCUUUUGGCCAUAUGUCGCAAUUCCAUGUCUGGAAGGUUAAAACCACCCUCAGACUUAGAAGAUGUAAAACUUUCCUUUUUAUUUUAUGAAUUUUAUUUGCCCACAUUCUCUUAUGACCGAGUAUACUUUUUUAAAGAAUGUCUUCGGUGGGUUAGUUGGUAUUACCGAAAAUAAAUACAAAAUCUUGGGGAGCCAUGCCAUUCUAAAGAUGUUUAUUCUACCUGUAAGAUUUGUGGGAAGAUUAUUCAAUUUAAUUAGAUCUGCUUUCAUAUUGUUGAGUAAUUAAAUAACUUUAUCUUUAUAUAUUUGUUUGUCACUUAUUAAGCAUCCUAAGUAUUUCAUAUUUUUUUGUGGUCCACUUUAAAGGAUUGCUGUAGAUCGUGAGGUAUUAUUUUUAUUUUUGCUAUUGACAUUAUUUCAGUUUUUUCCACGUUAAUUUUAUAUCCUGAGAUGUUUAGAGUAUUCUGAAAAUAUUUUUAGCAAAGGGGGCAUUGACUUUUCAUUAUUGGUCAAGUAUAUCAGGAGAAUAUCUGGAAAUAAGUUUAGUUUAUAGUCAUGUUUACCAAUACGUUUGGGUCCUGUCUAAUUCUUUCUGCAAGCGGUUCAAUUGCCAGUGCAAACAGGAGGAGGGAGAGAGGACAUCCCUGUCUUGUGCCCCUUUCUAAAGCAAUUUUAUUAGAUAAUGUAUUAUUUGUGCAUAUUUUAGCUUUAUGACAUUUAUACAAUAUGUUUUAUUAAAUGUUAUUUCAGCUGGAUAGUUGAAAGCUUCCAAAGUUUUGAAUAGAAAAUGCCAUUCAAGAUGAUCGAAAUCCUUUUCGGCAUCAACAGCCAUUGUUGAUAAAUCUACAUCUAGUUUUUUUGCGUGUUGUAUUAAACUGAAACAUGUUCUUGUAUUUGUUUGCAAGUGUGUAGUUCUUUUAUAAACCCUGUUUGAUUGAAAUGUGACAAGUCUGGUAAGACUUUUCCCAUUCUAUUGCUUAUAAGCUUUGUUAUUAUUUUAUUGUCACAAUUUAUUAAACUUAUGGGUAUAUAAUCAGCAGGGGACUCUCGAUUUUCCUGGUUUUAAUAUAACUGAAAUAACUGUUUGAUACAUGGAACUAGGAAGUACUGAAUUGAGUGACAUGUGUGUUGUCAUUUGUGUAAAUAGGGGGGCUACUUUGUCCCAAAAUGUUAAAUAGAAUUCUAUGGGAAAGCCAUCCAUUCCUGGUGCUUUUUUCCAUGCAAAUGUUUUAACAGUAUCUAAUAUUUAUUAUUGGGUGAUCUCUGUUUUUAGUGAUUAUUUUUUGUCUGUUGAUAAUUGCUUCAGAGUUGUUGAGUCUAAGAAGGCUACAGGGUCCGUCCAACUGUUUAAUUCUGAUUUUAUAUACAGUACCAGUCAAAAGUUUGGACACACCUACUCAUUCAAGGGUUUUUCUUUAUUUUUACUAUUGUCUACAUUGUAGAAUAAUAGUGAAGACAUCAAAACUAUGAAAUAACACAUGGAAUCAUGUAGUAACCAAAACAGUGUUAAACAAAUCAAAAUGUAUUUUAUAUUUGAGAUUCUUCAAAGUAGCCACCCUUUGCCUUGAUGACUGCUUUGCACACUUGGCAUUCUCUCAACCAGCUUCAUGAGGUAGUCACAUGGAAUGCAUUUCAAUUAACAGGUGUGCCUUGUUAAAAGUUAAUUUGUGGAAUUUCUUUCCUUCUUAAUGCAUUUGAGCCAAUCAGUUGUGUUGUGACAAGGUAGGGGUGGUAUACAGAAGAUAGCCCUAUUUAGUAAAAGACCAAGUCCAUAUUAUAGCAAGAACAGCUCAAAUAAGCAAAGAGAAACGACAGUCCAUCAUUACUUUAAGACAUGAAGGUCAGUCAAUCCGGAACAUUUCAAAAACUUUGAAAGUUUCUUCAAGUGCAGUCGCAAAAACCAUCAAGUGCUAUGAUGAAACUGGCUCUCAUGACCACCACAGGAAAGGAAGAACCAGAGUUACCUCUGCUGCAGAGGAUAAGUUCAUUAGAGUUACCAGCCUCAGAAAUUGCAGCCCAAAUAAAUGCUUCACAGAGUUCAAGUAACAGACACAUCUCAACUUCUACUGUUCAGAAGAGUCUGUGAAUCAGGCCGUCAUUGUCGAAUUGCUGCAAAGAAACCACUACUAAAGGACACCAAUAAGAAGAAGAGACUUGCUUGGGACAAGAAACACGAGUAAUGGACAUUAGACCGGUGGAAAUCUGUCCUUUGGUCUGAUGAGUCCAAAUUUGAGAUUUUUGGUUCCAACCGCCGUGUCUAUGUGAGACGCAGGGUAGGUGAACGGAUGAUCUCCGCAUGUGUGGUUCCCACCGUGAAGCAUGGAGGAGGAGGUGUGAUGGUUUGGGGGUGCUUUGCUGGUGACACUGUCUGUGAUUUAUUUAGAAUUCAAGGCACACUUUACCAGCAUGGCUACCACAGCAUUCUGCAGCGAUAUGCCAUCCCAUCUGGUUUAGGCUUAGUGGGACUAUCAUUUGUUUUUCAACAGGACAAUGACCCAACACACCUCGAGGCUGUGUAAGGGCUAUUUGACCAAGAAGGAGAGUGAUGGAGGGAUGAGUUGGACCGCAGAGUGAAGGAAAAGCAGCCAACAAGUGCUCAGCAUAUGUGGGAACUCCUUCAAGACUGUUGGAAAAGCAUUCCUCAUGAAGCUGGUUGAGAGAAUGCCAAGAGUUUGCAAAGCUGUCAUCAAGGCAAAUGGUGGCUACUUUGAAAAAUCUAAAAUAUAUUUUGAUUUGUUUAACACUUUUUUUGUUACUACAUGAUUCCAUAUGUGUUAUUUCAUAGUUUUGAUGUCUUCACUAUUAUUCUACAAUGUAGAAAAUAGUACAUUUAAAGAAAAACCCUUGAAUGAGUAGGUAUGUCCACAUUUUUGACUGGUACUGUAUAUCUGAUAACUCUCUUGAUAACCAUAUUUGAUAACCACUCACUUCCCUGUCAUUUUGUAUGAAUGUGUGUGUCAUCUCGCUCAUAUCUGUGUGUUUGGUCUACUCAUCUCAUGGAGGUGAAGGACGGCAGAGGGAACUCUCUGACAUCAUUGACUCGGUGGUGCUUCUUUGUCUUCUGCUUAUUUUCUCUUUCAUAUUGCCCCGUUCUUUCCUUCUCCUUCUUCUUCAUUUUCUUUGACCUGGCUGCUGCCGCCCACUCACUCAGAUGCCAACCUGUCACAGUCACUGUUUUGCAUGGCAGUGGGCGUCUGUCGCUGUAAGUAUAACUGCCACCCCUACCACUCCCCACGUUUCCUCCUCCCGACUCCUCUGCAGCUGACCCCUGACCUCUAACCCUGACCUCACCCUCAGGCUACCACAGGUAAGAGAGAGCCCCUGUCGUCCUCCACCUCCUCUGUGCUCUGGUUGAAGUGAGUCUGCGUCUGACUCCUCCCUCCACUCCAUCUCAUCUGUAUGCUAGGCUAGCUACUGGAGCAUGCUUCUCAGCAUGUUAGUGCUGAGCCAUUUUAGUGCUUUUUGAGGUCGGUUCGGUUACAGUUAUUAAAAAAUAAUCACGAUUUUCGAUUUCCAUUAAAAAAAACAAAUGCCAACAUUAAAUGCAAUAUGUGGAAUGAAUGCUGUAACAAUACAGAAUAAAACAAUUAAUAAAAGUCCAAUGAUGUUAGUGACCUAUUACUGAUUAUUAACCAUCAUUUAUUCACAAUAUUUUAAUAAAAUAUUUCAGUUGUGUGUAUUACAUUUGUUUUAUUUGAUGACUUGAUCAUCUCAUCUCUAUAGAGCUGCUGCCUAUGUUGUCUGACAAAAUAACUAUUUUAGUAGUUCUUCAAAGUAAAUAAGGCAUACUUUUAUGACUGCUGAAUACCAACGAUCAAUCACUUAGAUCAUGUAUUUUCUGGUAGAUAACUCGCGAAGCUACUGCUCUCUAUCUCGCGCAUUCUUCUGCCUCUUCUCUCUCUCAGUGUCUGCCCCACACAGUCCGCACAAACAGGCGCGCAAUGGAUUAUGGUCAUUGUAGUUAAUUACUACGUUUUCUGCGCUAAACAAUGUAGAAUAUUGGCCUGUUGGAAACUAAAACGCACACAGUUCGGGCUUGAUCUGAUUUAUCUGUAGAGAAACUGCGCAUUGAGCUCACAGAAAAAAACUAAGAAAUGGAAUUCAAAUAAUUGAACCGAUGUAGGUCAAUUAGUUGUUUAAAAAAAGAAGAAUAACUGACAUUUCAGUUAAUUGCUCAGCGCUAUAGUUGAGGCUGAGUCCUCCUCUUGCACACUCACAAAGUCUUUGGAUUGUUCAUCAUCUUUAUUUUAACUCCUAAAUGGAGGAUCUUAAUAUAAUCACAGUGUUGAUAUGCCUUCAAACUAGGUUCUAUGGAUGGCUACUUGGUUGGGUUUUCAUCACCUGUGAAGGGAUGAGAGGCCUAUAGAUUGUGUUGGUGCAUAGUUGAAUAUUUCCUUAAAACGCCACUAGAAUUGGGUGCUAUUUCCUCAUCCAUAAUUCCUGUUUGCAGUGUCCUGGUGUUUGUGUGUGGGCCUGACUCCCUCAUGGUGGCCAGCCCAUGAUGGUUUAGGCAUGGCCCCUUAGGCUCCUGUCUGUUUGCCCACCUCCUGUUUCAUGGCCCACCCAUGAAGGGCACUUAUGAAACAGUGUCUCUCUCUCUAUCCUCCCCUGUUUGACCCCUGAUUCCUUCUCUCCUGGUGGCUCUCCUGAUCCCUGUGCGCUGGGUCUCUGUUGCUCGGAGGGUGGGAACUUGUUUGUCUGAUUGCAGUAGAGAUACUCUGCAUCUGUUUCUCUCUCUCUCUCAUCCUCGCUCAUCUUAAAUGAAAGAUCCUGCUAAUGGCCAGUCUCUACUGUUUGUUUCCUUCAGAGUCUGACCUUCAAGGAGAAGAUGACCAGUCUGAAGUUCAAGGAGAAGACCACAGACCUGGACACGCGUAGCCACAAGUACCUGCUGCUGGCCCUGGUCAAGCUCAUCCACGCUGACCCCAAACUCAUGCUGCAUGUUAGUGUUUACUCUGUUUAUUUUAGGACUCCUGGACAGAAAUAAUGUGCGUUUUUCUGUUUGAGGAUGGUCAUGUAACACAGUAGUUAUACUUAUCCUUUAAUUCUACAUUUGUUGUGUUGGAUUAAGGGAUUAUCAUUGUUAAUUCCACUUGCAGGGUUAGAUUUAGACAUAUUAGCCAAGUGUUAGGUUAUAGAGACUGAUUAUAAAGUCUUAGGGCUCGACACACCAAUAGCGCUUGCAAGCCGGGAGUACUUGCAGACUGAUUUGACAUGUCAGAUGUCAACGUUACGCUCAACGAUCGGUAGACGAUGGCACACAUUCGGUGCGAUGUGUGCCACCCUUUUAAGCUGGUUUGGGAUUUGCAAAGACUUUUAGGCAGACUAGACCGGACUAGACACUCUUGGCAUGUUUGUACAUUGCUGUGUAGUCGUAUACAUGUUUUUUUUAUUGUGUGUGUGUGUGUAAGAACCCGGGUAAGCAGGGUCAGGAGAUCCAGAGCAGUACAGCAGAGCUGAUCACCGGCCUGGUGCAACUGGUGCCUCUAGCCAACAUGGGAGAGUGUUCACAGGAAGCAAUGGAGGUGAGCCCCAUCUCUCUUUCUAUCUCACUCUCCCUUUUUCUCCAUUAUGGUUACAUUUUGCCACAGUGGCUAAUAGAUACUCCUCCCGUUCUCUUCCUUUUCUAGGCCCUCUUGGUCCUGCAUCAACCUGAGACCAUAGAAUUGUGGAACCCAGAUGCUCCCAUUGAGACCUUUUGGGACAUCAGGUAGACUAAGCCCUCCUUUUUAUCUACCUUGUUUUAUAGAUGUUGUCCUACCUUAGAUGCCAGGUGAAAUUGAGUGUUCAUUGAUGCUGAUUGGUUAGCACAGAUGGAGAACACCAGCUUGACUGUGAUUGGCUGUUGUACCCUACAGUUCCCAGGUCCUCUUCUUCAUCUGUAAGAAGCUGGUUGGCCACCAGAUGAUCAACAGUACAGAGAUCCUCAAGUGGCUGAGGGAGAUCCUCAUCUGCAGGAACAAGUUCCUCCUCAGGAACAAGGUGAGCCACAUCAUUGUGGGUUUUGUAGUCCUUAUACCUGUGGGGCUCAUCCAGGAGGGCACAAGGUUAUAGAAUGUUCAAAAAUAUAUUUAGGUCUAUUUAUUUGUCUUGUUGAGUAAAGCCAAAAGGUAGCUCUAUGCAUGACAUUUUAUAUAUCUAUAACAUUCAGAACCCCCUCCUGAACGUGACCGUGGUUUCACUAAUCUCCUUUGUUCUAACCCCUCUGUCCUGUCUUCCUCCCCCAGGAGCAGGCCACGGUGGGCAGUGGCAUCCCCAUCUGCAGACAGGCCCAGACCAAGCUGGAGGUGUGUCUCUACAUGUUCCUGUGGAGCCCUGACAUGGAGGCCGUUCUGGUGGCCAUGUCCUGCUUCCGACACCUCUGUGAGGAGGCUGAGGUCCGCUGUGGAGUGGAUGAGGUCCCGGUGCAGACCAUCCUACCCAACUACAACACCUUCAUUGAGUUUGCCUCCGUCAGCAACAUGAUGUCCACAGGUUAGUAGUGAAUGAACGUGCUAAUGAUCUAUGACCUCGAGAUGACGGUGCUGUAUCUUAUGGACAGAGUACCACCUCUAGAGGGCAGUCACAGCUUGAGAGCUCAGCAGGUGAUGAAGUCGGGGCUGUCUGAGAGGCCAAGGCUCCUGUCAUGGUGUGUUUGUGUGUUUUCAGGCCGCUCAGCCCUGCAGAAGAGAGUGAUGGCUCUGUUGAGGAGGAUAGAACACCCUACUGCAGGAAACACAGAGGUGAGCGAGUGGCCUGCUGCUGUGCUUCUAGUCAUACCCUGAUGGUUCAAUAUGGAAGUAUGUUUGUGAAGCACGAUAUUCACAUCAACUCAAUAUUUGUUUUAUAAUGUUCCCCACAGGCAUGGGAAGACACGCAUGCAAAAUGGGAGCAGGCGACCAAAUUAAUCCUCACCCAUCCCAAAACUAAGCUAGAGGAUGGCCAGGUAAGCAGACAUCCAUUAGCUUGUUCUUAUGCAUUCUUGUUACGCACAUCAAAAUACACUUGUCCCUCUGUUGCUCCUCUCUGUGUCUGUGUCCAGGAGUGGAUCAACAUGACGGGCUUCCUGUGUGCUCUGGGAGGUGUGUGUCUGCAACAGCGCAGUGUCCCAGGCCUGGCCACCUACAGCCCACCCAUGGGGCCUCUCAGUGAGAGGAAGGGCUCCAUGAUCUCCAUGGGCUCUUGUGAGGGGAACACGGAGACGCCCCUGGGCCGCUUCCUGGACCGCCUACUGUCCCUCAUGGUGUGCAGCCAUGAGAAGGGUGUUCAGAUCCGGACCAAUGUUAAGGAUCUGGUGGGCCUGGAGCUCAGCCCGGCUCUCUACCCCAUGCUCUUCAACAAACUCAAGAACAGCAUCAGUCGCUUCUUCGACGCACAGGGGCCGGUGAGAGGAACACACACACACACACAUACAGUGAAAAGGGUUGUACCUGUUAAUCCAAAGACACUGAAGGAAUAGAGGUAAGAGCCCCUUUCUUAGCCUGUGUGGUAAAAUAUAUUAUUCUUUGUAUCUGUUUAGGUUCCCAUCAAUGACACUAACACCCAGUUUGUGGAGCAGACCAUCGCCAUCAUGAAGAACCUACUGGACAACCACACUGAGGGCAGCUCAGAGCACCUGGGACAGGCCAGCAUAGAGACCAUGAUGCUCAACCUGGUCAGGUAAAUGUCUCAGCUUCUCUCCUCCUGUCCUCUCCUCCAUGGCAUGCCGACCCUGGACUAUGAGCUGGUGAGCUGCUGUGAGCCCACUGCCCACUCUCAUUCUCCCCAUGCCCUGUGUUGUGUUGGCAGGUACGUGCGUAUCCUGGGCAACAUGGUGCAUGCCAUCCAGAUGAAGACCAAGCUGUGCCAGCUGGUGGAGGUGAUGAUGGAGAGACGAGACGAGCUGUCCUUCUGCCAGGAGAUGAAGUUCAGGUGAGAGAUCGAGACGACCUGUCCAUCUGCCAGGAGAUAAAGUUCAGGUGAGAGAUCGAGACGACCUGUCCAUCUGCCAGGAGACAAAGUUCAGGUGAGAGAUCGAGACGACCUGUUCUUCUGCCAGGAGAUGAAGUUCAGGUGAGAAUGUCCUCCUUGAGUCUAGACUGUCAGUCAAACAUGUACUGUCCAGGUUUACUGCUACAUAUCGACUGAUACGGAGUAAUACAAAGACCAUGUCAUUGAGUUUACACACAGUAAAUGAAUGUCAUUUGUCGCUGACAGGAAUAAGAUGGUGGAGUACCUGACAGACUGGGUGAUGGGCACCUCAAACCAGGCGGCUGAUGAUGACGUCAAGUGUCUUACCAGGUACUGUACUACUACCCCCUGCUUGGAUUGUACCCCCCCCCCCACAUCAUCACAGAGCUGAUAUGACCUUGACCUCUUACAUUUGUGUUUUAAGAUGGCACUGGGAUGUAUAGCCACUGUUUUACGGGCUCCUGACCAAUACUGCUAUUUUGUGUGUUUUUUUUUUUUAACUUUUUUUUCUACAUAAUGUUUCCGCCAUCGCUUCUUAUGACCGAAAAUAGCUUCUGGACAUCAGAACAGCAAUCACUCACCUCGAUCUGGACAAAGACUUCUACUUCAAUGAGUGCACAGGACAUACUGCUCACCUCGGACCAGGCCCUAAUCCCCGACACUCGGAAGAGGAAAAAACGUUGCUAUAGAGGACACCGUGCGGGCACAUUGAUGAGACUACGUUGACGAGUGACUAAACCGCCCCUACCCUCUGUUCUAUUUGCGAAUGUGCAAUCGCUGGAGAACAAACUGGACAAGCUCCGUUCGAGACUAUCCUAUCAACGGGACAUUGUGAACUGUAAUAUACUAUGCUUUUCAGAGUCAUGGCUGAACAAGGACAUAUAUGCAGUUAGCUGGGUUUUUCAUGCAUCGGCAGGACAGAACAGCAGCGUCCGGUAAGAUCCGUGGGAGUAGGGUGUCUCUUUGUCAACAAAGACAGGUGCGCAGUCUCUAAUAUAAGGAAGUCUCAAGGUUCUGCUCGCCUGAGUUAGAAUACGUCGUGAUAAGCUGUAGACCAUACUAUUUACCAAGGGUUUUCAUCUAUAUUUUUCUUAGCUGUCUAUUUACCACCACAAACUGAUGCUGGCACUAAGACCCCACUCAACGAGCUGUAUAGGGCCAUAAGCCAACAAGAAAAUGCUCAUCCAGAGGCAGCGCUCCUAGUGGCCGGUGAUUUUAAUGCAGGAAAACUGAAAUCCGUUUUACUAAUUUCUACCAACAUGUCACCUGUAAAACUAGAGAAAAAAAACUCUAGAUCACCUUUACACCACACACAGUGAUGCAUACAACACUCUCUCUAGCCCUCCAUUUGUUAAAUCUGACCAUAACUCUAUCCUCCUGAUUCCUGCUUACAAGCAAAAACUCAAACAGGAAGCACCAGUGACGCUCUCAAUGCGGAAGUGGUCCGAUGAAGUGCAUUGAUGACGUCGUCCUCACAGUGACUGUACGUACAUAUCCCAACAAGAAGCCAUGAAUUACAGGCAACAAUCCGGACGCUUAUAAGAAAUCCUGCUACGCCCUGCGACGAACCAUCAAACAGGCAAAGCAUCAAUACUGGACUAAGAUCGAAUCCUACUACACCGGCUCUGACGCUCGUCGGAUGUGGCAGGGCUUGCAAACUAGCCCGGAAUACAAAGGGAAACCCAGCCGAGAGCUGCCCAGUAACGCGAGCCUACCAGACGAGCUAAAUGCCUUUUAUGCUCGCUUCGAGGCAAGCAACACUGAACCAUGCACUGAACCCAACAGCACCAGCUGUUCUGGAUGACUGUGUGAUCACGCUGUCCGUAGCCAAUGUGAGUAAGACUUUUAAACGCGUUAGCAUUCAGACGGAUUACCAGGAAGCGUACUCAGAGCAUGCGCUGACCAGCUGGCAAGUGUCUUCACUGACUUUUUCAACGUCUCACUGACCCAGUCUGUAAUACCUACAUGUUUCAAGCAGAACACCAUAGUCCCUGUGUCCAAGAACGCCAAGGUAACCUGUCUAAAAGACUACCGCCCUGUAGCACUCACAUCUGUAGCCAUGAAAUGCUUUGAAAGGCUCACAUCAACACCAUCAUCCCAGAAACCCUGGACACACUCCAAUUUGCAUACCGCCCAAACAGAUCCACAGAUGAAGCAGUCUCUAUUGCACUCCACACUGCCCUGUCCCACCUGGACAAAAGGAACACCUACAUCCGACCACAAGGUACUACAGAGGGUAAUGCGUAAUGCCCAGUACAUCACUGGUGUCGAACUCCAAGCCAUAAGUUAACCAAAUAGCUACCUGGACUAUCUGCAUUGACCCUUUUUGCACUAACUCUUUUUGACUCUAUGCGCACACACACUGGACUCUACCCACACACUUGCACAUACUGACACUCCAACACACACACUCACUCACACAUAACACGUACACACAGGCAAACAUUUGCCACACACACACUUUCACACUCCCACACACGCGGCUGCUACUGUCUAUUAUCUAUCCUGUUGCCUAGUCACUUUACCCCUACCUAUACAGUAUGUACAUAUCUACCUCAAUUUCCUAGUACCCCUGCACAUUUACUCGGUACUGGUACCCCAUGUUUAAAUAGCCAAGCUAUCAUUGCUCUUUGUAUUUAUUCCUCGUGUUAAUAAAUAUAUAUAUAUAUACAGAAGAAGUCGGAAGUUUACAUACACCUUAGCCAAAUACAUUUAAACUCAGUUUUUCACAAUUCCUGACAUUUAAUCCUAGUAAAAAUUAUGUGUCUUAGGUCAGUUAGGAUCACCACUUCAUUUUAAGAAUGUGAAAUGUCAGAAUAAUAGUAGAGAGAGUGAUUUAUUUCAGCUUUUAUUUCUUUCAUCACAUUCCCAGUGGGUCAGAAGUUUACAUACAAUCAAUUAGUAUUUGGUAGCAUUGCCUUUAAAUUGUUUAACUUGGGUCAAACGUUUCGGGUAGCCUUCCACAAGCUUCCCACAAUAAGUUGGGUGAAUUUUGGCCCAUUCCUCCUGACAGAGCUGGUGUAACUGAGUCAGGUUAGUAGGCCACCUUGCUCGCACACACUUUUUCAGUUCUGCCCACAAAUGUUUUAUAGGAUUGAGGUCAGGGCUUUGUGAUGGCCACUCCAAUAGCUUGACUUUGUUGUCCUUAAGCCAUUUUGCCACAACUUUGGAAGUAUGCUUGGGGUCAUUGUCCAUUUGGAAGACCCAUUUGCGACCAAGCUUUAACUUCCUGACUGAUGUCUUGAGAUGUUGCUUCAAUAUCCACAUAAUUUUCCUUCCACAUGAUGCCAUCUAUUUUGUGAAGUGCACCAGUCCCUCAUACAGCAAAGCACCCCCACAUCAUGAUGCUGCCACCCCCGUGCUUCACGGUUGAGAUGGUGUUCUUCGGCUUGCAAGCGCCCCCUUUUUCCUCCAGACAUAACGAUGGUCAUUAUGGCCAAACAGUUCUAUUUUUGUUUCAUCAGACCAGAGGACAUUUCUCCAAAAAGUACAAUCUUUGUCCCCAUGUGCAGUUGCAAACCGUAGUCUGGCUUGUUUAUGGCGGUUUUGAAGCAGUGGCUUCUUCCUUGCUGAGCGGCCUUUCAGGUUAUGUCGAUAUAAGACUAGUUUUACUGUGGAUAUAGAUAUUUUUGUACCUGUUUCCUACAGCAUCUUCACAAGGUCCUUUGCUGUUGUUCUGGGAUUGAGUUGCACUUUUCGCACCAAAGUGCGUUCAUCUCUAGGAGACAGAACGUGUCUCCUUCCUGAGCGGUAUGAUGGCUGCGUGGUCCCAUGGUGUUUAUACUUGCGUACUAUUGUUUGUACAGAUGAACGUGGUACCUUCAGGCGUUUGGAAAUUGCUCCCAAGGAUGAACCAGACUUGUGGAGGUCUACAAUAUUUUUUCUGAGGUCUUGGCUGAUUUCUUUUGAUUUUCCCAUGAUGUCAAGCAAAGAGGCACUGAGUUUGAAGGUAGGCCUUGAAAUACCUCCACAGGUACACCUCCAAUUGACUCAAAUGAUGUCAAUUAGCCUAUCAGAAGCUUCUAAAGGCAUGACAUCAUUAUCUGGAAUUUUCCAAGCUGUUUAAAGGCACAGUCAACUUAGUGUAUGUAAACUUCUGACCCACUGGAAUUGUGAUACAGUGAAUUAUAAGUGAAAUAAUCUGUCUGUAAACAAUUGUUGGAAAAAUUACUUGUCAUGCACAAAGUAGAUGUCCUAACCCACUUGCCAAAACUAAGAAAUUUGUGGAGUGGUUGAAAAACGAGUUUUAAUGUUUUAAUGACUCUAACCUAAGUGUAUGUAAACUUCCGACUUCAACUGUGUGUAUAUGUGUAUAUAUAUAUACAGCUGUGGAAAAAAUUAAGAGACCACUGCAAAUGUUUCUUAAAUCAGCAUCUCUACAUGUAUGACAGCCAUUCCAUUCCAGUGUCUGUUGAAUUCCAACACAGGCACACCUCAUUCUAAUGAAUUAGGUACUGAUUAGGUGAUCACCGGAACCAAAUCUUAUUUAACGAGGAAAAGUAUAAAAACCACUGCUGUGGUCAUCACUAUCAUCUUGCAAUAGGACCAGCUGGAUGGCAAAAACAGUGCUAAUAGUACCUCAAAAGUAAUAUUAAUCAAAAAAUAACUAUUGAGUUGAAAAGGAAAGUUUUGAGUGAGGAAAAGAAGGGUUCAAUUCUGGCUUUGCUGGCAGAGGGAUAGAGUGAGCGUCAGGUUGCUUCCAUCCUUAACAUUUCAAAGAUGGCGGUUCAUAAGAACAAGGUCAAGCAGCAGACAUUGGGGACAACAAAGCUACAGACCGGCAGAGGGCGAAAACGACUCUCUACAGACCGGGAUGACCGCCAACUAAUUCGAAUGUCACUCAACAACCGUAGGAUGACAUCAAGUGACCUACAAAAAGAAUGGCAAACGGCAGCUGGGAAGAAGUGCACGGCGAGGACGGUUUGAAACAGGCUCCUAGGGGCAGGGCUGAAGUUGUGCAAAGCUAGAAAAAAGCCCUUCAUCAAUGAUAAGCAAAGAAGAGCCAGGCUGAGGUUUGCACAAGACCAUAAGGAUUGGACCGUAGAGGACUGGAGUAAGGUCAUCUUCUCUGAUGAGUCCAAUUUUCAGCUUUGCCCAACACCUGGUCGUCUAAUGGUUAGACCUGGAGAGACCUGGAGACGUGGAGAGGCCUACAAGCCACAGUGUUUCGCACCCACUGUGAAAUUUUGUGGAGGAUCGGUGAUGAUCUGGUGGUGCUUCAGCAAGGCUGGAAUCGGGCAGAUUUGUCUUUGUGAAGGACGCAUGAAUCAAGCCACGUACAAGGUUGUCCUGGAAGGAAAGUUGCUUCCUUUUGCUCUGACAUUGUUCCCCAACUCUGAGGAUUGGUUUUUCCAGCAGGACAAUGUGCCAUGCCACACAGCCAGGUCAAUCAAGGUGUGGAUGGAGGACCACCAGAUCAAGACCCUGUCAUGGCCAGCCCAAUCUCUAGACCUGAACCCCAUUGAAAACUUCUGGAAUGUGAUCAAGAGGAAGAUGGAUGGUCACAAGCCAUCAAACAAAGCCGAGCUGCUUGAAUCUUUGCGCCAGGGGUGGCAUAAAGUCACCCAACAUCAAUGUGAAAGACUGGUGGAGAGCAUACCAAGAUGCAUGAAAGCUGUGAUUGAAAAUCAGGGUUAUUCCACCAAAUAUUGAUUUCUGAACUCUUCCUAAGUUAAAACAUUAGUAUUGUGUUGUUUAAAUAUGAACAUGAACUUAUUUUCUUUGCAUUAUUCGAGGUCUGACAACACUGCAUAUUUUUUGUUAUUUUGACCAGUUGUCAUUUUCUACAAAUAAAUGCUCUAAAUGACCAUAUUUUUGGGGGGAAUUUGGGAGAAAUGUUGUCAGUAGUUUAUAGAAUAAAACAAAAAUGUUUUUUUUUAACCAAACACAUACCUAUAAAUAGUAAAACCAGAGAAACUGAUAAUUUUGCAGUGGUCUCUUAAUUUUUUCCAGAGCUGUAUAUACAGUCGUGGUCAAACGUUUUGAGAAUGACACAAAUAUUAAUUUUAAUAAAGUCUGCUGCCUCAGUUUUUAUGAUGGCAAUAUGCAUAUACUCCAGAAUGUUAUGAAGAGUGAUCAGAUGAAUUGCAAAGUCCCUCUUUGCUAUGAAAAUUAACUUAAUCCCCAAAAAACAUUUCCACUGCAUUUCAGCCCUACCACAAAAGGACCAGCUGACAUCAUGUCAGUGAUUCUCUCGUUAACACAGGUGAGAGUGUUGACGAGGACAAGGCUGGAGAUCACUCUGUCAUGCUGAUUGAGCUAGAAUAACAGACUGGAAGCUUAAAAGGAGGGUGGUGCUUGAAAUCAUUGUUCUUCCUCUGUUAACCAUGGUUACCUGCAAGGAAACACAUGCCGUCAUCAUUGCUUUGCACAAAAAGGGCUUCACAGGCAAGGAUAUUGCUGCUAGUAAGAUUGCACCUAAAUCAACCAUUUAUCGGAUCAUCAAGAACUUCAAGGAGAGAGGUUCAAUUGUUGUGAAGAAGGUGUCAGGGUGCCCAAGAAAGUCCAGCAAGCGCCAGGACCGUCUCCUAAAAGUUUAUUCAGCUGCGGGAUCGGGGCACCACCAGUGCAGAGCUUGCUCAGGAAUGGCAGCAGGCAGGUGUGAGUGCAUCUGCACGCAUAGUGAGGCGAAGACAUUUGGAGGAUGGCCUGGUGUCAAGAAGGGCAGCUCUGAUGAAUCCCCUUUCCGAUUGUUUGGGGCAUCCGGAAAAAAGCUUGUCCGGAGAAGACAAGGUGAGCGCUACCAUCAGUCCUGUGUCAUGCCAACAGUAAAGCAUCCUGAGACCAUUCAUGUGUGGGGUUGCUUCUCAGCCAAGGGAGUUGGCUCACUCACAAUUUUGCCUAAGAACACAGCCAUGAAUAAAAAAUGGUUACCAACCUCAGAGAGCAACUUCUCCCAACCAUCCAAGAACAGUUUGGUGACGAACAAUGCCUUUUCCAGCAUGAUGGAGCACCUUGCCAUAAGGCAAAAGUGAUAACUAAGUGGCUCGGGGAACAAAACAUCGACAUUUUGGGUCCAUGGCCAGGAAAUUCCCCAGACCUUAAUCCCAUUGAGAAUUUGUGGUCAAUCCUCAAGAGGCGGGUGGACAAACAAAACCCCACAAAUUCUGACUAACUCCAUGCAUUGAUUAUGCAAGAAUGGGCUGCCAUCAGUCAGGAUGUGGCCCAGAAGUUAAUUGACAGCAUGCCAGGGUGGAUUGCAGAGGUCUUGAAAAAGAAGGGUCAACACUGCAAAUAUUGACUCUUUGCAUAAACAUAAUGUAAUUGUCAAUAAAAACCUUUGACACUUAUGGAAUGCUUGUAAUUAUACUUCAGUAUACCAUAGUAACAUCUGACAAAAAUAUCUAAAAACACUGGAGCAGCAAACUUUGUGAAUACCAAUACUUGUGUCAUUCUCAAAACUUUUGACCACGUGUGUGUGUGUAUGUAUAUAUGUAUGUACAGUGGGGGAAUAAAAUAUUUAGUUAGCCACCAAUUGUGCAAGUUCUCCCACUUUAAAAGAUGAGAGAGGCCUGUAAUUUUCAUCAUAGGUACACGUCAACUAUGACAGACAAAUUGAGAAAACAAAAUCCAGAAAAUCACAUUGUAGGAUUUUUAAUGAAUGUAUUUGCAAAUUAUGGUGGAAAAUAAGUAUUUGGUCACCUACAAACAAGCAAGAUUUCUGUCUCUCUCAGACCUGUAACUUCUUCUUUAAGAGGCUCCUCUGUCCUCCACUCGUUACCUGUAUUAAUGGCACCUGUUUGAACUUCUUUAUAACUAUCAGUAUAAAAGACACCUGUCCACAACCUCAAACAGUCACACUCCAAACUCCACUAUGGCCAAGACCAAAGAGCUGUCAAAGGACACCAGAAACAAAAUUGUAGACCUGCACCAGGCUGGGAAGACUGAAUCUGCAAUAGGUAAGCAGCUUGGUUUGAAGAAAUCAACUGUGGGAGCAAUUAUUAGGAAAUGGAAGACAUACAAGACCACUGAUAAUCUCCCUCGAUCUGGGGCUCCACGCAAGAUCUCACCCCAUGGGGUCAAAAUGAUCACAAGAACGGUGAGCAAAAAUCCCAGAACCACACGGGGGGACCUAGUGAAUGACCUGCAGAGAGCUGGGACCAAAGUAACAAAGCCUACCAUCAGUAACACACUACGCCGCCAGGGACUCAAAUCGUGCAGUGCCAGACGUGUCCCCCUGCUUAAGCCAGUACAUGUCCAGGCCCGUCUGAAGUUUGCUAGAGUGCAUUUGGAUGAUCCAGAAGAAUAUUGGGAGAAUGUCAUAUGGUCAGAUGAAACCAAAAUUGAACUUUUUGGUAAAAACUCAACUCGUCGUGUUUGGAGGACAAAGAAUGCUGAGUUGCAUCCAAAGAACACCAUACCUACUGUGAAGCAUGGGGUGGAAACAUCAUGCUUUGGGGCUGUUUUUCUACAAAGGGACCAGGACGACUGAUCCGUGUAAAGGAAAGAAUGAAUGGGGCCAUGUAUCGUGAGAUUUUGAGUGAAAACCUCCUUCCACCAGCAAGGGCAUUGAAGAUGAAACGUGGCUGGGUCUUUCAGCAUGACCCCAAUGAUCCCAAACACACCGCCCGAGCAACGAAGGAGUGGCUUCGUAAGAAGCAUUUCAAGGUCCUGGAGUGGCCUAGCCAGUCUCCAGAUCUCAACCCCAUAGAAAAUCUUUGGAGGGAGUUGAAAGUCCGUGUUGCCCAGCGACAGCCCCAAAACAUCACUGCUCUAGAGGAGAUCUGCAUGGAGGAAUGGGCCAAAAUAUCAGCAACAGUGUGUGAAAACCUUGUGAAGACUUACAGAAAACGUUUGACCUGUGUCAUUGCCAACAAAGGGUAUAUAACAAAGUAUUGAGAAACUUUUGUUAUUGACCAAAUACUUAUUUUCCACCAUAAUUUGCAAAUAAAUUCAUUAAAAAUCCUAUAAUGUCAUUUUCUGGAUUUUUUUUUCUCAUUUUGUCUGUCAUAGUUGACGUGUACCUAUGAUGAAAAUUACAGGCCUCUCUCAUCUUUUUAAGUGGGAGAACUUGCACAAUUGGUGGCUGACUAAAUACUUUUUUCCCCCACUAUAUGUGUGUCUUUAUAUGUUUUGUUUUUUUUAUCUGCUUUGUUGGGAAGUAAGCAUUUCACUGUUAGUCUACACCUGUUGUUUACGAAGCAUGUGAAAUUAAAAUGUGAUUUGAUGUGACCUCUGUGACCUCUAACCCCUGACCUAUGCUUUGUGCUGUGUGAUAUACAGGGACCUGGACCAGGCCAGUAUGGAGGCGGUGGUGUCUCUGCUAGCUGGCCUGCCCCUCCAGCCUGAGGAGGGAGACGGAGUGGAACUGAUGGAGGCCAAGUCCCAGCUCUUCCUCAAGUACGCCAGCUAUCCUCUCUUUACUCACUAUACUAUUGCAGUUCAUUAGUUAUGCAAUGUGGCUUACAUCAUAAUAAUACCAAAAGAUAAAGAGUAGAGUAUCUUUCUCCUCCUCCUCCCAGGUACUUCACCCUGUUCAUGAACCUGCUGAAUGACUGCAGUGAGGUAGAGGAUGAUGGGCAGCAGGUGGCAGGGAGGAAGAGGGGCAUGUCUCGACGCCUGGCCUCUCUCAGACACUGCACCGUCCUGGCCAUGUCCAACCUCCUCAACGCCAACGUGGACAGUGGCCUCAUGCACUCCAUCGGUCAGUCUGGAAACCUAACAUAGGAACUUAUCGGGAAUGAGGCUUAGGCUCACUCUUUGGUUGGCUUCUUCAUGUUUAAAGUGCCCAACAUGCGAAAUAAGAUUAAUAGUGGAAGUGGCUUUAAUUGGAUCUCUGUUGAUUACAUCUAAUUCAUCAUUAGUGUAGGAUCGUUAAAACAAUACUUGCCCAUGGUCAAUGUUCUUCCCUCUUGUCCCACUUAGAGAGAAAUGUAUGAUAAUCUUACCUAUCUCCCGCUUUCUCUGUGUGUAGGUCUGGGCUACCAUAAGGACCUGCAGACGCGGGCCACCUUCAUGGAGGUGCUGACUAAGAUCCUGCAGCAGGGGACAGAGUUUGACACACUGGCAGAGACAGUGCUGGCUGACCGGUUUGAAAGGCUGGUAGAGCUGGUCACCAUGAUGGGAGACCAGGGAGAGCUGCCUAUUGCCAUGGCACUGGCCAAUGUAGUGCCCUGCUCCCAGUGGGUAUGUAGCCUAUUCACCACCCCCUGUCCUUUCUCUGUGACGUGACAUCUUGACAUUUAUAUUAGAUCUGGGGGUGUAAAUGGAGUAACAUUUUAAAGCAAAUAGUGUUCAUACUGUUUUAGCUUAUAUUACACCACUGUACCACGCUAUAUGAAUAUGAAUGAAUGUGUCAGUGUUGUGUUAGUGAUGUGUAGAUUGUAGGUGUCCGAGUGUGAGCUGUGUCAGUAACAAUGUGACCUCUGUUAGUAACAGUUAUUUUUUUCCCUCCUGUCCCCUGUCAGGAUGAGCUGGCACGGGUUCUGGUGACUCUGUUUGACUCGCGCCACCUCCUCUACCAGUUGCUGUGGAACAUGUUCUCCAAGGAGGUGGAGCUUGCUGACUCCAUGCAGACACUUUUCAGAGGAAACAGUCUGGCCAGUAAAAUCAUGACCUUCUGCUUUAAGGUACACAACAUGACAGGCUGGGUGCCCAGUCUUGUCCUGCUCAACCCAGGCAUGAAAAUGUGGUCAAGCUAUUUUACAGCUAUGCAAAAUACCCCUGCUAUCUGACAAAGGUCAUGACACACUAUGUGGUUUUUGGCUUUCAAAUAAGCAUGGUGCCUGCUUUCUAAAAUGUUAGUUUCGAGUUUCACAAUGUGUUUGUGUAUCCACCCCUCUUUCUGCUGUGUUUCAGGUGUAUGGGGCCACGUACCUCCAGAAGCUUCUAGAGCCUCUUCUCAGAGGGGUCAUCACCGCCCCAGAGUGGCAGCUCAUCAGCUUCGAGGUGGACCCCACCAGGUACCCCACCCCCUGACCCCACAGACACCACACCAACACAUUCACUCAUUCACCCACUUUGUUUUCCAGCUGUACUAUUUAAACCAAGGCAGCCCCCUCCCUACCAUCUUAGAUUAUUUAUUUGUAUUUAUUUUUGCAACAUGGAAGAAGAGUUGUAUGCUCCCUGACCUGUUGCAUUGUCCAAUGCUCUCUUGUCGUCUCUGGUUUUGGCUGGUUCUGUGUCUCCGGCUGCAGGCUCGAGCAGAGUGAGAUCCUGGAGGAGAACCAGAGGAACCUGCUGCAGAUCACCAACCGCUUCUUUCUGGCCAUCAUCAACUCAUCCACAGAAUUCCCCCCUCAGCUGCGCAGUGUCUGUCACUGCCUGUUCCAGGUACAUAUGAGGCUGCACACCUCAACUGCCAACUCCAACCCACUCCACAGGCUGUAAACCCCCAUCUUAACGGACAGGGUUCCAUUUAUUUGAGGAUUUAAACUUUUUCUGCAAUGGCCACCAUUAUGUUUUCACAAUGUUUUCAGGGUGGUUAUUUUGAACAAGGUAAAUGUACAGUACCAGUCAAAAGUUUGGACACACCUACUCAUUCCAGGGUUUGUCUUUAUUUUUACUAUUUUCUACAUUGUAGAAUAAUAGUGAAGACAUCAAAACUAUGAAAUAACACAUAUGGAAUCAUGUAGUAACCAAAAGAGUGUUAAACAAAUCAAAAUAUAUUUUAUAUUUGAGAUUCUUCAAAGUAGCCACCCUUUGCCUUGAUGACAGCUUUGCACACUCUUGGCAUUCUCUCAACCAGCUUCAUGAGGUAGUCACCUGGAAUGCAUUUUAAUUAACAGGUGUGCCUUGUUAAAAGUUAAUUUGUGGAAUUUCUUUCCUUAAUGCAUUUGAGCCAAUCAGUUGUGUUGUGACAAGGUAGGGGGGGUAUACAGAAGAUAGCCCUAUUUGGUAAAAGACCAAGUCCAUAUUAUGUCAAUAACCGCUCAAAUAAGCAAAGCGAAAUGACAGUCCAUCAUUACUUUAAGACAUGAAGGUCAGUCACUCCGGAAAAUUUCAAGAACUUUGAAAGUUUCUUCAAGUGCAGUCGCAAAAACCAUCAAGCACUAUGAUGAAACUGGCUCUCAUGAAGACCGCCACAGGAAAGGAAGACCCAGAGUUACCUCUGCUGCAGAGGAUAAGUUAAUUAGAGUUAACUGCACCUCAGAUUGCAGCCCAAAUAAAUGCUUCACAGAGUUCAAGUAACAGACACAUCUCAACAUCAACUGUUCAGAGGAGACGGUGUGAAUCAGGCCUUCAUGGUCGAAUUGCUGCAAAGAAACCACUACUAAAGGCCACCAAUAAUAAGAAGAGACUUGCUUGGACCAAGAAAUACGAGCAAUGGACAUUGGACCGGUGGAAAUCUGUCCUUUGGUCUGAUGAGUCCAAAUUUGAGAUCUUUGGUUCCAACCGCUGUGUCUUUGUGAGACGCAGAGUAGGUGAACGGAUGAUAUCUGCAUGUGUAUUUCACACCGUAAAGCAUGGAGGAGGAGGUUUUAUGGUGUGGGGGUGCUUGGCUGGUGACACUGUCAGUGAUUUAUUUAGAAUUCAAGGCACACUUAACCAGCAUGGCUACCACAGCAUUCUGCAGCGAUACGCCAUCCCAUCUGAUUUGCGCUUAGUGGGACUAUCAUUUGUUUUUCAACAGGACAAUGACCCAAAACAUAUCUCCAGGCUGUGUAAGGGCUAUUUGACCAAAGAGAGUGAUGGAGUGCUGCAUCAGAUGACCUGGCCUCCACAAUCACCCGACUUCAACCCAAUUGAGAUGGUUUGGGAUCAGUUGGACCGCAGAGUGAAGGAAAAGCAGCCAACAAGUGCUCAGCAUAUGUGGGAACUCCUUCAAGACUGUUGGAAAAUAUUCCUCAUGAAGCUGGUUGAGAGAAUGCCAAGAGUGUGCAAAGCUGUCAUCAAGGCAAAGGGUGGUUAUUUGAAGAAUCUCAAAUAUAAAAUAUAUUUUGAUUUGUUUAACACUUUUUUUGGUUACUACGUGAUUCCAUAUGUGUUAUUUCAUAGUGUUGAUGUCUUCACUAUUAUUCUACAAUGUAGAAAAUAGUGAAAAUAAAGAAAAACCCUUGAAUGAGUAGGUGUGUCCAAACCUUUAACUGGUACUGCACAUUAAAAGGUAAGAUUUGCACUUUUGUGCAGUGUCUGUAUAUGAAUGUAGUAGUAUUUGUGCAGUGCGUGUUUGUGGUGUGUGUGUUUGUCGUGACUUUUUUUGUGCCCAUCUCUGUUCUGUAGGCAACUUGCCACUCUCUACUGAAUAAAGCCACAGUUAAAGAGAAAAAGGAAAGCAAAAAAGCAGUAAGUUCAGAGAACGUUCUCCCUAGCCACUCUCUUGAAAGAAAGGGAAAGUCAUUCACCCUCUUGCUGCUCUAUCACCUUAAACUACUUUAUACUCCCGCCCUCCUUACAAUCCUCACCUGAAAUCCCACUACUAAUACUUUUACUUCCAAAUGAGUUGAUCUGGAUUUGAAUGUACGCUCACCACAAACAAACUGGUGGCACUGGUGAAACUACAGUAUUCCUAUCCACUGCUCCUCUGGGCUGUUACUGGUGUGGGCUGUGGGGUUUUGGGGUUGGUGUUGAAAGGAGUUUGGGAGUCGAUGAUAACAGGCUCAUGUUGCAGAUGGUCAAGGAGCACUUUGGCACAUAGUUGUGCUGUGCUACUCGGUAUCCUGAGAUCCACUCUCAUGGAAUUUGGAACCAACAUAGUGUCUUAAUAGGGCGUUGAGCCACCACAAGCCGCCAGAACAGCUUCAAUGCGCCUUGGCAUAGGUUCUACAAGUGUCUGGAACUCUGUUGGAGGGAUGCGACACCAUUCUUCCAUGAGAAAUUUCAUUAUUUGGUGUUUUGUUGAUGGUGGUGGAAAACGCUGUCUCAGGCGCCGCUCCAGAAUCUCCCAGAAGUUUUCAAUUGGUUAGCGAUCUGGUGACUUGAGACACACACACGCACGUUUGUUUUACUGUCCUUGUGGGGACCAAAACAUUUAUUCCUAUUUAAAAUCCUAUUUUCCCUAACCCUUAACCUAACCCAGGGUUUCCCAAACUCUGUCCUUGGGACCCCAAGGGGUGCACGUUUCGGUUUUUGACCUAGCACUACACAGCUGAUUCAAAUAAUCAACUAAUCAUCAAGCUUUGUCAGAGGAAGGCCCUAAAAUUGUCAAAGACUCCAGCCACCCUAGUCAUAGACUGUUCUCUCUGCUACCGCACGGCAAGCAUUACCGGAGCGCCAAGUCUAGGUCCAAAAGGCUUCUAAACAGCUUCUACCCCCAAGUCAUAAGAGUCCUGAACAUCUAAUCAUAUACAGGUACCCCCUGUAUAUAGCCUUGCUAUUGUUAUUUUUACUGCUGCUCUUUCAUUAUUUGUUACUUUUAUUUCUUAUUAUUUUAUAUUGUAUUUUUUGUGUGAAUUUUUUUGGUAUUCUUUCUUAAAACUGCAUUGUUGGUUAAGGGCUUGUAAGUAAGCAUUUCACUGUAAGGUCUACACCUGUUGUAUUCAGCGCAUGUGACAAAUACAAUUUGAUUUGAUUUGAAUCAGCUGUGUAGUGUUAGGGCAAAAACCAAAACGUGGUGUUGAAAGGAGUUUGGGGGUCGACGUUGCAGAUGGUCAAGGAGGACUUUGUUCCAUAGUUGUGCUGUGCGACUCAGUAUCCUGGGAUCCACACCGCUUUUUGGAAAGCGCUCAUGGAAUUUGUAACUCUCUUGUGAAGACCUAAGGCUUUCUCUGAAGUUCAUUACUAGCUACGUUUCACAGUGCAGAAAGACCUCCACACCCUCAGUUCUCUAUACUGCAUUUACUGUAUCUGAAAUGAACAAUGUAGUGAGCUAGCAGCCUAUUGUUGUGCAUCCCUCAUAGGUGGAUGUCAUAUUGGCAUGAUAGUUAAAAUUGCUAGCGGUCAAUAUCCUGUGUUGAUGGGACUGGGUAAGCUGUAGAGGCCUGGUCAUUGGCUGACCUUUCAAAGCAAUCUAAUACUGCACAUCAUUAAUGACAGCUUGUGUUAUUCCAGCAGCAAUGAAACAAUACUUUUCAUUAGGUUGCAUUAUCUUACAGCCUAGUAUUUCCACUGCUGCAAUCUCCCUAUUAAAACACACUUGUGUUAAAACUGUUAACAUUUUAGUAUGCAGAACGUUUGAUCAAUUCAGGGCAUUGAUUUAAUUAAACAUCGCCUAGCGUUUUUUCAUAAGCAUACAGUAUCAUGUCUACCCUAGUAGUUAGGACUGGUCUAAGAUUCUCCUCCCCCUUUUCAAGAUUUCCAGGUACCUUGCUUUCCUUUUUAAUCUCUAACUCAGUUUUGAAGCGGGCCUAGUGGUGUGAAUGAGGUUUGGAGGUGAUGAUGUUGGCAUCUUGUCCUCUAGACUGUGGCAUACUUUGUCUCCCUCCCCACUCUCCACCCUGCACUCUUUCUACCCCUCUAUCUUCUCCAACCCAUGCCCUCUCCUCCUCUCCCUCUCUCUAACAAUGAAUCAUCCCCCGUUCUUACCAUCCCUCCAACACCCUCACACACACAGGUGGUCAGCCAGCGUUUCCCCCAGAACAGCAUAGGGGCGGUGGGCAGUGCCAUGUUCCUGCGUUUUAUCAACCCUGCCAUAGUGUCGCCCUACGAGGCAGGCAUCCUGGAUAAGAAACCUCCUCCCAGGAUAGAGAGGGGCCUGAAGCUCAUGUCCAAGGUAAGAGGACACGAUACCCAGGCCACAUAUACAAAGGUGAUAUGGCUUAAUAAUAUGCUAUAUUCUUUUUGAGGAUCUGGCCUUGUUGUUGACAAGGUUUUAUUUUUCUCUUACAGAUCCAGCAGAGCAUUGCCAACCAUGUUUUAUUCACCAAAGAGGAGCACAUGAGGCCUUUUAAUGACUUUGUCAAAAGCAACUUUGAUGCAGCUAGAAGGUAUGAUAACAGAAGGAUCUCUUCCCUCUCUGAGAAUACAUUGAUAUGUAUUGGAUGUUUUCACUGGAUACUAAUUACCCUAGCAGGUUUAGCUAAAUCUUGUUCCUUUUACCUAUGUGUUGUAGGUUUUUCCUGGACAUUGCAUCAGACUGUCCUGCCAGUGACUCAGUCAACCACAGUCUGUCCUUCAUCAGUGAUGGCAAUGUUCUGGCCCUGCACCGGCUGCUGUGGAACAACCAGGAGAAGAUAGGACAGUACCUCUCCAGCAACAGGUGAGUGGGCAGAAUGGAACAAACAGAGAUGGUCUGUUGUAUGGCUUAGAUGUUAUAAGAGAUAAGUAAGAUAUUUUACAUAACGCAGAUCUUUAGGAUAAACAACAACCCAUCUCACAGGAGGUUUUGUUUGAUACUAUAGUACACCUCUGUACCUGAUGCAUGUGGCAGAUGUGUAUCAGAGAGUAGACUUGAUGUUAUUGUAACCUCUGAAUAUAUUGCUAACCUCUUCGUUGUUCUUCAUCAGGGAUCAUAAGGCAGUGGGAAGACGGCCUUUUGACAAGAUGGCCACCCUCCUGGCCUACCUGGGGCCCCCAGAGCACAAACCUGUGGCUGACACCCACUGGUCCAGCCUCAACCUCACCAGCUCCAAGUUUGAAGAGUUUAUGACAAGGUACAUACAUCAAGUUACUAUUAAUUACAUACAGGUAACUGCCAAAAUAAAGGAAACACCAACAUAGUGUCUUAAUAGGGCAUUGGGCCAGAACAGCUUCAAUGCACCUUGGCAUAGAUUCUACAAUUGUCUGGAACUCUAUUGGUGGGAUGUGACACCAUUCUUUCGUGAGAAAUUCCACAAUUUGUUGUUUUGCUGAUGGAGGUGUAAAACGCUGUCUCAGGCGCCGCUCCAGAAUCUCCCAUAAUUGUACAAUUGGGUUGAGAUCUGGUGACUGAGACACACACACACCCUUUAAGCCCCCUAUGCUCCUUUGAGACCCCUCUUUCAAAGUUACUAAGAUCUCUUCUAGCCAUGGUAGGCAAAAUAAUGGGCAACUGGGCAGGCAUUUUUAUACAGUACAUGACCCUAAGCAUGGGAUGUUAAUAGCUUAAUUAACUCAGGAACCACACCUGUGUGGAAGCACAUGCUUUCAAUAUACGCUGAGUGUACAAAACAUUAAUAACACCAUCCUAAUAUUGAGUUGCUCCCGCCUCCUUUUGCCCUCAGAACUAACAAGGAAUUAACAAGUGACAUCAAUAAGGGAUCACAGCCUUCAUCUGGUCAGUCUGUCAUGGAAAGAACAGGUGUUCAUAAUGCUUUAUACACUCUGUGUACUUUGUAUCCCUCAAGUGUUUCCUUUAUUUUGUCAGUUACCUGUUGAUCUCACUGUCACAAAGCAGUCUCAUAAAACAGGAUAUGUAAGUAUCUGAGGCAGUGGUUGUUUUAGUAGUACUCUGAAAGUAUUUCCCUGUCUCGUUCCUGCUCCCUCAGACACCAGGUACAUGAGAAAGACGAGUUCAAAGCCCUGAAGACCCUCAACAUCUUCUACCAGGCUGGCACCUCCAAGAACGGCAACCCUGUCUUCUACUACAUUACACGC